Messenger RNA from Besnoitia besnoiti, 2811 nucleotides. RefSeq lists its product as uncharacterized. Lineage: Eukaryota; Apicomplexa; Conoidasida; Eucoccidiorida; Sarcocystidae. The coding region runs from base 1 to 2811 and encodes 936 amino acids. The transcript has 3 exons. The record is from RefSeq and is a predicted model, not a curated record.
AUGGCUCAAAGGGUGGUGAUUUCGCGACAGUGCCGGCCGUUGCAGAAGCAGAGCAACUUUGAAAACCGUCCGCUGAAAAACCCUUGUAGAACCGGUGCAGUCGGUCGCAUUGGCUUCCUUUUCUUAUUUUGUCUGAUCCAAGACAACGCUGAACGCCCCCUACUAGCGUGCUUAUCCUGUGCGAAGGGCUUUGCUUUUCACUGUCACCAGAGCUAUACUUUGUUGCCUGUGCAAGCGACGAUCCAACUGGAGACAUCGUCCGUCCUGUUGGGCAUGCCCAUCAGUACCGCGCGCCGCAAAGUCCCAUUUGCUCGAAACGCAUACGAGAAUGUAACGAAUCACAAUGGUAUACCUCAGGUGGAACCUAUUGUCAGCCACCACCGUGAAGACGGAAGUUUUCAGGUAGUAUAUAACUCUUGUCCCGAAGCAGAUUCUCACAAAGACGACGCAGACUUGGGAAUUCCUUCUCCUCCCGGGUGCAUUGGUCGCCUUGUGUCGUUUACGGCAGAAGGCAAGCAAAUUGGGGGAGAAAAAAACUUGGACUUUAGGACUCUCUUAACUGAAGCCAGGAUCGUGGGUUACUGGAGUCCUCUAACAGAGCCCGUAGACGGUCACAAUGAUCUUCGUGGGGCGUUAUUCGCUGUUUGGGCACUGAAGUGCCCUACCGUUGAGUCCACCUGUGAGUGCACAGCGGCGAAGUGCCGAAUAACACUGGAAACAGCAAGUGCGAAGUCAGGAUAUCUGUUGUUCGUCCGGCAGUCGAUAUUUGAAACGUACGAGGGAGACCGGGUGUGCUUAAAUCAAGAAUCCCUCGGAGGACCCAUCGCCAAGGGCUCUUCAGCAAAGUUCACUUUCUGGCUCGUGCACAAUACUGGUUGGGAGUGCGGAAGAGAGGAUAUGCGCGGUGCAUUCAUUGAGUUUGACGAGCAGCAUCCGGAAGGCAUUCGUGUAGGGAGUGUAUUCGCCGUGCGUCAAACCAAAUCUAACCCUGAGGAAUUCCAGGUCGUCCGGACAGUUUGGAAUCGAGCAAGACUUGAAUACAACUUUGGUUUCAAUGCCCUCACGGGGGGUCUUGGGAAGCUAAUGAAUUCUCGCAGUGAAACGGAGAAGGUUUUCCUGUAUGCUUUCAUUAUCAGGGCGAAAUCAUUUGAUGCGGCGCUUGGAAUCAGCCAAGCAAGGUGUUUUGGUGUCCUACUGGACUCCGAUCUCCAGGAGUCAGGAGAUGCUGGAGCGGCUUUGCCUUGCAGACCGUGCGGUUACGCGGCAUUCCUGUUACAUCCGCAAUACCAGGAACUGAUGGCAGUGUGUGAGGACACAUCAAGGAACUCGUCACGGUAUUACGUAGACGGGAAGCCGCUGCUUGGGACCAACAACUCUGUCCAGUUCACGAAUCCGACAGCUAAGGGAAGUCCUGUUUUCGUCCCGGAUGACUUUCGUGCGUGGAAGGUACUCUGGAAGGGGGCUACAGCAGAGAGUCUUCGUUCUGCGCAGACGCCCCAGGCAGUCCAGUCUGUACAUCUGGGGGAGUGGAACCAGGAACUGCAGACUUUCUUCCGCAAUACUUCUCCCGUUGAAGGUAUCAAUACCGCAGGCGCUGACGCUAUUUUUGCAUCCUUCUUCGGCGAAGAUAGCCUCCUUGUUGGCUACCAAGACAGUACUGCUCGCAGUUCGUACCUUCUGGAGUGUUUUUCCAAUGGUACCCGUGUUCCAGGCCAAUUUUUGAAGAUCCUUCGAAGCGCUGAAGCCAGUCUUCUUCCAGCAGCCGCGGCGACGUUCAUUCCCCGUCGGCGUGCUACCGGAGAAGUCAUUUGGUUCUCUCUCUGGAAUGAAGACCGCGUCAGUCAUGACCUGCAAAACUCCUUCUUACCUAUCGCUCAAAGCACGCAAGAGUUGCGCAUCGUCAAGGUUACGGGCUCAAGGGAUGAGGCACGCCCCUGUAGGGGCGGAAUAGGCCCGGACUCACCUACGUGUAAUGCAAGCUGCCACUCACUACAAGUAUACGAGACAAAUAAGACAGUGGGGUCGGACGACGAUCCAGCUUGUGCCUAUGAGGACAGCACGAACUUCGCAGAAGUUUGCUAUGAAGGAGACUGCCCUCUACUUCCCGUCGUCAUCACACGAGCAUCUGGAGCUGUACAGGGAGAAAAGGUGGAUGGCCGGGCGGGGGACAGUCUGGCAGUCUCCAGUCAACCUCCAUCGGCGUUUGAAGUAUCACUACAACGGCCGGCGGAAAUCUGGGCUAUCCGGUCUUUUUUUGUACCUCAAGGGCACACUGAAUUCAAUGUAACUCUGAUGGAUCCCAAACGGACUGUCAUCUACACGCUGCCAACAAGUUUACCUCCUCUGAAGACCAGGAAUCUGACUUUCUGGGAGUGGCGUGACAUGCAGGUUUACCGUGUACAGUACAUCAGGGUCGAUGUGGUGCAAAAGCAAAUGCGGGAGAGCGACAGCCUAGAACUCGCGGAUAUCCACGUUCUCGGCCGGGAGCUGCCUCUGUGCCCGCCUGAGGCGUUCUUCAGCUCCGGUGGACCUGCAUGUGCCUACAACAUGGAAUUUAUUUUAAAAGAGCCGACGGUCUGGGACUGUCAGGGUGAAUGGAGCGAAUGGUCGUACUGUGACUCGACCUGUCGUUCAACGAGGUUCCUGAAUGUGCGUCAGCCUGCCCUUUAUGGCGGCAGACCAUGCCCGUCGUUCGAGAAGAAAGCGUGCAACGCGCCGGCAGGACUGCGUCGUUGCCACCUCGGAAUGGUCCGAGUGCCGCAACUGCCGCCGCCUCAGGAUCCACCACAGGAUACGGGAAGCUGCGGGUGA